Molecule: messenger RNA, 582 nt
Organism: Dibothriocephalus latus
Lineage: Eukaryota; Metazoa; Platyhelminthes; Cestoda; Diphyllobothriidea; Diphyllobothriidae
Source: the annotation of a GenBank genome assembly
AUGGCCUACAAAAUACGUUGCAACGUUGGAAGCUGCAAAUACGUUGGAGAAAUAGUACGCAAAUUGCAGGCCCGCCUACACGAACAUGAAGAGGCGGCCCGGCGACGAGGCCCAAACUUGCAGCUUACAACACAUAUCGGAGGAACCGGAAACAACUUCGAUAUUCAAGAAGCGACCAUCGUAGGCCGGGAAACCUCAAAAAAGGAAAUACUGACGCUUGAGGCAUGGUACUCAGAAGUCAACACUGUCAACAGGCAUCUGGCCUUUCCUGUGGCCUACAAAAUCCUACGCCAUUACGUGAGUAAAGAAAAGGACAAGGUCAAAGUGAACCUAGGAUUUGCAAAAGAAGAUGGCUCUGUGACGAAACCACCGGAAGGUGGGGCAGGAUUAUCAGUAUCCUCUACUGUUUGGACAAAACACAACACUAACUGCCGUCAAGCUAUGCCAAAAUACGCACGGAGGGUCAAACAGCGGACGGAGAAAAAUAGACCAGUCUGUAGCGGCCUCGUAUUUCUAAGCCAGGCUUUGCUCACAUGCUCCGCGUGUCUGGCCCUCAUGUCCACCAGCCCAUGCGCGCCAUAG